Molecule: messenger RNA, 788 nt
Organism: Nezara viridula (southern green stink bug)
Lineage: Eukaryota; Metazoa; Arthropoda; Insecta; Hemiptera; Pentatomidae
Source: the annotation of a GenBank genome assembly
GUUAACUGUAAGUAGGUUAUACUUGAAUUCAAUUUGGUUCUGAAUUUUCACUUCACUGAAUUCCUUCAAUUUUACUUCAUUAUCAGUAUUUGAUUAUAGCGAUCAUAGAUAUAAUGUCCUAUUUACUUUAAAAAUAAUAAAUGGCACUUAACACAUUGUUUAGGUGCAACAGAAGUAAAUUAGUUGUGAUAAGUAAUAUUUUAAACAAUAAAAAACAUGAACCGAAAUUGUUUUCUAAUAGUAUUAGAUUCCUUAAUAUAGGGCAACCUCAUUUAUCAAAAAAAGAGUACCAAGUAACAUUUGUUAGACCUAAUGGAGAAAAGGUGAAAGCCAAAGCCUCAGAAGGGGACAGUCUUCUUGACGUCGUAGUUAAUAAUGAUUUGGACUUUGAUGGAUUCGGAGCAUGUGAAGGAACAUUAACUUGUUCGACAUGCCAUGUUAUUCUUAAACCAACAGAUUAUGACAGGCUUCCAGAUAAACCAUCUGAAGAGGAAAAUGACAUGUUGGAUUUAGCCUUUGGAUUAACAGAUACAUCGAGACUUGGAUGCCAAAUAAUUAUGACAAAAGAAUUAGAUGGUCUUGAAGUCAAUCUACCUGAAACAAUUAAUGAUGCCCGAAGCUAGCAUACUACACUUCACCUAGGAAGAAGCUAAAGAAAUUAUUUUUAUAUUGUUAUCUACGUGUUAGCCAAAUUAAGAAAAUAGACUAACAAUCAUUUUAUUUUAUUCAUCAUCAUAGUAAUUUAUUAGAUCAAAAUAUGACGAACCUAUGUAUUAUUAAAGUUGCAA